Peronospora matthiolae is the source of this 3030-nucleotide messenger RNA. Lineage: Eukaryota; Oomycota; Peronosporomycetes; Peronosporales; Peronosporaceae. The record is from the annotation of a GenBank genome assembly.
AUGUUGCUGGAAAAACCCGACGACGUCAAGCACGAGAACGCGUCCGGCACUGUGUGUGCGAUCUACAGCGUCGACGCGCACCCCACGCUGGAGCUGUUCGCUACAGCCGGAGGAGACAAUAGCGUCAAGAUCUGGUCGCUAGAGCCACUGGAUGAAGGAUGCAUCGCCUCAUUUAAGCUCCUGGCUACAUUAGUGAACCACCAACAGGCGGUCAAUUGCGUGCGGUGGGCGGGUCAUGGUCGAUACUUGGCCUCGGGUGCAGACGAUCAGCUGGUACUGCUCUAUGAACUACAGCAAGGCGCUCCAUCUCCGGUGCCUUUUGGCUCGAACGCGAGGCUCAAUGAGCAGAAUUGGACGCGGUGUGCCACGCUCGAGAGACAUACUAUGGACGUGGCAGACGUGGCGUGGUCGCCGGACGACCGGAUGUUGGCGACCUGCAGCAUUGAUAAUACCAUUUUGAUCUGGGAUGUGGGUGUUGUUGGGGGACUCAGCGAUAUCACGAUACAGCCGAUUCAGACGCUUACGGGGCACAAUGGAUGGGUCAAGGGCGUCGCGUGGGAUCCUGUCGGUAAAUACCUGUCGAGUGCUGGAGAAGACAAGACAGUCCGAAUGUGGAAUGUGGCCGAUUGGCAAGAGUCCGACGUUGUCACAGAGCCGUUUGAGGGAUGCGCUUCCACGUCGCACUUUCGUCGCCUGUCCUGGUCGCCUGACGGCUCAGUCUUGUGUGCAACCCACGCUUUUAGUUCCAAGAAAAACAUUGCUGCUCUCCUCAAUCGCGGAUCCUGGACGAAUGAAUUGAAAUUUGUCGGCCACCAGGGUGUCGUGACCAGUGCACGGUUCAACCCCAAACUACUUGUGACAGCAUCAGAUCCUGAUAAGGAGUUUGCCUGCUGUGCUGUGGGUGGUGAGGACGCGACUGUUAGUAUCUGGCUAGCACAUCUAGCACGUCCGCUGGCCGUCAUCAAGGAUUGUUUCGAUUCGUCCGUGACAGACCUGACAUGGUCAAGCUCGAAGUCGCUCCUCCUUGCCUGCUCGCUGGAUGGCUCCGUGUGCUGUUUUCAGUUCGGGAGAGACGAGAUUGGCACUCCCAUUUCCGAUGCUCAGCAGAGUAAGCUUCUUCAGGCAAAGUAUGGAAAUCGAGCUGGUAUUACACUUGCAUCGACACUGGCGGAAAAUCCACUCCAGUUACAGCUUGAAGAGAAGUCGGUGACUUUAUCACGAGCGACCCACACAACGACUACAUUGGUUCCUAAGAAGAGGGAGAAGAUUGGCGGGGUUCAGGUACCCAGCAUACCACAAAGCAGGUCACUGGGUGGAGCAUGCAAAACCAAAAAAAAGCGGAUCACUCCCGUACUGCUUCAAGCAGAUGGUCAGCUCUCAGUGAACAAUCCAGCCUCGUCACAGAACAACAUCCGCAACAUCUUAGGUCCGACAAUUAUAUCACCGAAGGCGUCGAACGAGGUCCGCGUUGUUCCUGAGACCAAUGGUGCUGCUAGUGCGAGCGAGUUGGAGUCUACACCAGACCAGGGCGAGAAGACUGCGCCUAUUUCUCAGGAGACACUUUCAGCAGCGACGACAAGUGGCGCAUCGUCCAAAUUACUAAAGACCGAGAAGAAACAAGUGAGCGAUGAAACGUUGGCAAAGAGGAAACGAGAAAGUGAACGGUCUUCUACUCAAGCUGCCACUGUGGUAGCGAAGUCGAGAGAAGUCACUUCACGAGCACCGAAAAUACUGAUUCAGAGCCCCAAUGCUGGUCCACCUAGCAGGGAACGCUUACUGCCUGAAUUUCCAGUGCGGCUACUGUUUUCCGUACAAAUAGACAAGAAGACACAGUACGGCAGUUUGGGCUUGCGGUUGGACAGCGCGUUAGACGGCAACACGGGAAGCAGACCUGUGUCGUCUAAAUUGGUGAUAGAAGUGACCGUUCACAACGUGAAGAAAUCCCAUUCAGAAGAGAUCAUAGAGUCAGGCCCAGUGUUUUCGACGAUCGUAUGUUCCGAGGAAAGCCAGACAAAGUGGAUCGAUCGUGUUCCUGGUCGUGUCGUUUGCGUCGUGGGGAAUGAAAGCUACUGCGCUGUUGGUGUACACAACGGUGACCUGCUGAUUCUUAGUGGCAAUGGUCGUCGCUUGUUUCCAUGCCUUGCCUUGGGUAGUCCGAUUUCGGUGAUGGAGUGCAGUGUGUGCGAUUCACCCUAUUUGUUGGUGAUACUGACUACCGGCGAAUUGAAAGUGUGGAAUCUGGCUGAACGUCAGCUCGUUCUCUUGAGCUCGAUCGAGGCAAUAGCGAAUGUUACUCCUGAAGAAGACCGAAAGCUGACUUUUCUUCGAUGCCAAGUCACAACAAAGGGAAUGCCGCUAAUCACUUUUGCCGAGUCAACGUCCACAACGAAAGGCAACUCCAAGCUGCUGUCAUAUGCGUUCGAUUCAGCAAUGUCAUCGUGGAUGCGCGUGGCGGACGACAGCUUUGUGUACUCGGACUUUGCAUCCGCACUCCCGACAGAUGCAGUGGCAGUCAAAAGCAUUCCUAUUGGUCCACUGCGGCGGCUACAAAAUGCAUCUGGGUACGGUCGGGCUCAGAAAGGAAUUGCUUCAGCCAUGCUCUUUGGAAUGUCCGACGUGUUAGUGCAGCGCAAUGUGACGCGCUCGCACCUCGAGCACCAGGCUGCUGCGGCGAUGGUACUGAAGAGCCCGACCGAAUAUCGCUAUUGGAUUGAAGCAUACGUGCGGUUUUUGACGGUCGACGAAGACGCAGUCCGUCUGGACGAGCUAUGUGCUGAGAUGAUGGGUCCUUUCCAUGCGCUGUCUACCGCAAGCCCAGAUAACGGUAUAACUCCCACACGACGUGUUAGCGAGAGUAGCAAGUGGGACCCCAUGGUGUUGAAUGUUGGCAAACGGAACUUGUUGAAGACAUCCAUUCUACCGACAAUUGCGGCGAACCGCGCGCUGCAGCGCGUAGUGACGAAGUACCAGACGAUGUUGAGUGACAUCGAGUCCCGUGAAAAAAGCGACGAAGACGAGGACGAACAGUAG